AUGUUGGUUCCGCCAGAAAACUUUGGGCUAGUAGAGCCAGGGAUAUAUCGAUGCUCUAAGUUGGAGUCAGAUAACUUUCCUUUUCUAGAGACGCUCAAGUUGAAAUCAAUUAUCGUGUUAGAUGCUGAGAAACCAACAAGGCUGUUGAAUAACUUUAUACAACCCAAUUCUAUAGAGGUCUUUAAUUUGGGUGAAAUGAAAGUAUCAAAUCAUAAUAAUGGUGGGUUUGCUGCAAGAACGAGUGAAAACAAUAACGUUGAAAAUGAGGAAAGCGAUAAUGAUGAUACCACAUCGGCCACGAGUGUUGGAUCAGGCAAACUUGAGAAUGCUGGUAAUAGUAUAGACGUGAUUAAUUUGCAUGCAAAGAAAAAGAAAAGCGAAGAAUGGAUGUUGAUUGAAGGUAACAUAGUAGCUAGUGCCUUUGAAUUGCUUUUGAAUAAGUCAAAACACAACACUUUAUUAAUAGACUCGACUUCAACCUUAGUAGGAAUAUUAAGAAAGAUCCAGAAGUGGAACUUCAGUUCAAUUUUGAAUGAAUACAGGAUAUAUAGUGGUUCUUCUACGAAGAGUAAUUACUAUGCAGAAAACUUCUUGGAGUUGGUGCAAAUUGAGCUAGCUCCUUUCGAAUUGGAUCAUCUUUCUCAUCAAAUAAAAGUUAUUGAAAGGCAAGAAGAGGAAGGCGAGAGAUCAAUACUCGAGGAAAGUCCUUCUUUGGGCAAGAUGACUCCAAAAGUUAGCCGCAAUGGCUCUUUUAGCGAUACUGCUUCAGUAAAUGAUGCUGAAAGUAUUGAUGACGAUGACAUGGAUGAUGAUAUGUUAUCUGCAUCCCCCCAGAUUCCUGCAAAUUUGUUGAAAUUAGUGGAAGAGAAGAAGUUGGAAAAGUGUAGAGAUCAAGCUAAUAAUUCUGAUAGUGAUAUUUCUCGUGGGAUGUCUCCUAAUACUGGCAGAGCGGUUCCUGGUAAUUUUUAUGGUAACGAUACGAUAUUUCCGACAAACAGGGCUAGUUUUGAAAGAAGACGCUCAUCAAUCGAUUCCAAAUAUAUCAUAAUGAACAAUAGAUUUAAAGCAAGAUCUUCAUCUGGCUCGACGUCAGCUAUUCCAACUUCAAAAUCUUUCGAUAGUGCUUCCCUGAAAAAGAUAAGGAAAGAUACGCAAGAUUUGAGUCGCUUAACGAGCGAAUACGAAAUGGCAAAAGAAAAGUAUGACUACAAAUAUUACAGAAGUCUCAACAAGAACCCAAUAAAGUUCGAAAACGUUGACAUUCUUAAACUAAAAUUACCCCCUUCGCAUAAGUUGCCAGAAUGGUUUACAAGAGGGAGAGAUUAUUGGGAAGAGACUUUUAAAAAAUCAAAUUUUACUUAUUCAUAG
Priceomyces carsonii is the source of this 1368-nucleotide messenger RNA. RefSeq lists its product as uncharacterized. The transcript has a single exon. The record is from RefSeq and is a predicted model, not a curated record. Lineage: Eukaryota; Fungi; Ascomycota; Pichiomycetes; Serinales; Debaryomycetaceae. The coding region runs from base 1 to 1368 and encodes 455 amino acids. Gene Ontology annotation, molecular function: phosphatase activity.